This is a messenger RNA of Copidosoma floridanum, 1189 nucleotides long. RefSeq names its product SR family splicing factor SC35 (gene SC35). Gene Ontology annotation, molecular function: RNA binding. Lineage: Eukaryota; Metazoa; Arthropoda; Insecta; Hymenoptera; Encyrtidae. The record is from RefSeq and is a predicted model, not a curated record.
GAAUGCUGAGCUGCGGACUCGCGUACGUGUGGGUUACAUACGUGUAUACAAUAUAUCGUAACGUUCCACGAUGGAAGCAAAAGCUGCAAAUUGCCGAAAGGAAGAUAUAUAUAUAUUCAUACAUAUAGUAGCUGAGUCGUCUGUUUUCCGAAUUCUUAUCGAGAGAAAAUUGUUUAAGAGAAAUAAACAACAUCUGGUAGGAGAGAACUGUCGUAAGAAUGAGUUACGGAAGACCGCCACCCCGCAUCGACGGGAUGGUCUCGCUGAAGGUCGACAAUCUAACCUACAGGACGACACCAGAGGAUUUGAGACGCGUCUUCGAGCGUUGCGGUGAAGUCGGCGACAUUUACAUACCCAGGGACAGAUUCACCAGGGAGAGCCGUGGCUUUGCAUUCGUUCGAUUCUACGAUAGGCGCGAUGCCGAGGAUGCGCUAGAAGCCAUGGACGGUCGUCCGCUGGAUGGCAGAGAACUUCGCGUCCAAAUGGCACGGUACGGUAGACCAACCUCACCGCACCGCAGUCGCGGAAGUAGACGCUAUAGAAGUUACUCCCGUUCCCGCAGUCGUAGCCGAGAUCGCAGACGCUCAAGGUCCAGGUCUCGCUCGCGUUCACGUUCUCGCAGCCGAGGAAGAGAUCGCAGGCGCAGUUACAGCAGAAGUCGCUCUGCUUCGCGCUCUGACAGCAAGAGUUCGCGUGGAAAAUCAGGCAGCCGUAGCAAGUCGGUCGACAGACACCGAGAUGCGCGCUCCAAGUCUAGAGAUUGAAGCUGAUGCUGAAAUUUUGUCAAUAACGGUGAUUGCCACUACUGUCGCAAAAGCCGUGCAGUAUACUGGAUUAAAUAAUUAAAAGGUAUUCUAAUUAUAUCAUGUCACUCAAUGUCUUGUUCCAAUAUUAUUUUCAUGUUAUAACUUCUACGUCCUUAUUUACGGUGACGUUACUACCACAUGCCUUGACUUUUUAAUUUUUUUUCUAAUUUUUUUUCACUUAAGUAAUUUUGUACAUGAAAAGGAAUAUUCUCAAUAGUCGUGUCUAUAAUAUUGCACUAUCAAAUGUAAAUGUACGAUUGAAACCAUUACCACUUAACUAUGUUAAAGUGUAUGAAGAGAUUUAGACUUUCUCUGUUGAAUUGCUCUUGCCGUUGUCAUGCUAAUAAUAAGUGUGAAUCUGAAAAUAAAUCUAUUAAGUGUAA